GAACCAGCAGUUCCAGCGUCCAUCUCUGCAGAGGGGGUGGGGCCAGAGCAGUCUAGCCCCUCCCUGGACAAGGGCCUCAAAUACCCGCCUGGGCCCUGGCCUACAAUCCCUGCCCGACCAAACCCGAGGCGUCGGUCUCCUGCCACAGACACACCCCCAGCUUGGAUCUCCGACCUUGAUCCUGAGCCUCAAAUACCACCCCAUCCACAUCCCAGGUGAGUCCGGGGACUGGGCUGACCAGGAGCCUGGAUGGGGGUGGGAUCUCUCUAUUGGAGCCUCAGUUUCCCCAAGGAGUAGAAUGGCCGUGGUAAACCUAGCACACCACUGGGGAGAGGUGGAGAGGCAGGAGAAGGAUCCUCCUUGGACCUCUGAAUCACAGGUCCUUGCCGGUCCCCCAGGGCUGGGGCACAGAAGGGUAGUUCGGUGUGUCUGACUUCAGGUCCACGCUCAGGAGCGCAUCUGUCCCUCCCAGCCCACCUGCUCUCCGGGAUGGGUGGGCCCCAGGUCCUACUGGCCGCGCUCUGGGCCCUGGGGGCCGCAGCGGCCGCCGCGCUGCGCAUCGGAGCUUUCAACAUCCAGAGCUUUGGUGACAGCAAAGUGACGGACCCAGCCUGCGGCACAAUCAUUGCACAAAUCCUGGCUGGCUAUGACAUCACGCUGGUGCAGGAGGUGCGAGACCCAGACCUGAGCGCUGUGUCCGCUCUCAUGGAGCAGAUCAACAGCGUGUCCAAGCACAAGUACAGCUUUGUGAGCAGCGAGCCCCUGGGUCGGGACCAGUACAAGGAAAUGUACCUGUUUGUUUACAGGAAGGACGCGGUGUCGGUGGUGGACACGUACCAGUACCCGGACCCGGAGGACGCCUUCAGCCGUGAACCGUUCGUGGUCAAGUUCUCUGUCCCCGGCUGGGGUGAGGCCCCCUCCUCCCCGGGAAACCCCGCCCCCGCGGCGCCCCCGUCUCCCGCAGCUGCCGGGGAGUUGGUGCUCAUCCCGUUGCACGCGGCGCCGCAUCGGGCCGUGGCGGAGAUCGAUGCUCUCUACGACGUGUACCUGGACGUGAUUGACAAAUGGGGCACGGACGACUUACUGUUCCUGGGCGACUUCAACGCCGACUGCAACUACGUGCGGGAGCGCGACUGGCCGUCCGUCCGCCUGCGCAGCAGCGAGGUCUUCAAGUGGCUCAUCCCCGACAGCGCCGACACCACCGUGGGCAACUCGGACUGCGCCUACGACCGCAUCGUGGCGUGCGGCGCCCGCCUGCGCAGGAGCCUCAAGCCCCAGUCGGCCGCCGUGCACAACUUCCAGGAGGAGUUCGGCCUGGACCAGGCUCAGGCCCUCGCCAUCAGUGACCAUUUUCCUGUGGAGGUGACUCUGAAGUCGCACUGAAAACCCUCAAGGCCUGGUCCGGGAAGCGGCCUCCAGACUCAGGCCAGGAGAACAGCCCUGCAGGACUCCUUGUGGGGAGCUGGCCAGCCUCCAGCAAGGCUGAGGGCAGAGCUGGCGGGAUGAGCGGCUAGGAAACAUCAUAGGACCACGCAGUCUGUUUGUCCAUCUGUGAAAUGGGCUACUCCGUCUACCUCCCAGGCUUGUGAGGAGUGGCCUGCAGAGUGCUGGGCACAGGGCAGUGCUCAAUAAACUCGAGCCGGCGCUCAAACAGGACCACGUGCUGGUCGGCUUCAAGGCCUCCGUGUCCUUUCUUAGGACUCGAACCCUCUGAGGCCCAAACUUUGGUUCCACAGCCCAGUGGGCACUGGGGUCCCUGCCCCUAUGGGACAGGGCCGGCCUGGCCUGGCCAUUUCACUCCCUGCUGGGAACGGAUGACCCCCAGACCAGGCUGGCUCCGACACGCCCGUCGCUUCCUUUCAUCGCACAGACCGCAAACGCUUCCAAACAUCGGCUGAGGGCGCUUGGGGUAAACACACAGCCACAGUGUUGACGUGCAAGGCCAACCUCCCAGCCCCUGGUGUCCCUCCCGCCCCCCAAUCCCGGGGCCUGCAGACUUGCAGACACCUGCAUAUGAGGGGCCCUGUGCAGUGACGCAGGAACAGGCAGUCAGGAGCUCCUGGCGAGUAGGCAGCCCUGCGACGUGCAGGGAGCCCUUCAGUGGUGAGCAGGCUGGACUCCUCACGCAGCCCAGGCAGGGGCCACCCACACACCCCACGUGGAUGCAGAGCCCCUUCAUGGGGCCAGCCUGGGUAGGGUCCUUCUCAGGAGCCCUGGGCUGGGCAAGGGCUUGUCAGGGAGAACCGUGGCCAGUAUCCCGGGAAGCCCGUCGCCUGGGGACUGG
Messenger RNA from Enhydra lutris kenyoni (northern sea otter), 2284 nucleotides. It is a transcript of the gene DNASE1L2, whose product is annotated as deoxyribonuclease 1 like 2. Gene Ontology annotation, biological process: DNA catabolic process. Gene Ontology annotation, molecular function: DNA nuclease activity. Lineage: Eukaryota; Metazoa; Chordata; Mammalia; Carnivora; Mustelidae. The coding region runs from base 490 to 1383 and encodes 297 amino acids. Gene Ontology annotation, cellular component: nucleus. The record is from RefSeq and is a predicted model, not a curated record. The transcript is spliced from 7 exons.